UCCAGUUCUAGGGAGGAGCCAUGAAGACCUUCAUCUUCCUUGCCCUGCUGGGAGCCGCUGUUGCUUUCCCCAUUGAUGAUGAUGACAAGAUCGUUGGGGGCUACACCUGUCAGAAGAAUUCUGUUCCCUACCAGGUGUUCCUGAACUUGGGCUACCUCUUUUGUGGUGGCUCCCUUAUCAAUUCCCAGUGGGUGGUGUCUGCAGCUCACUGCUACAAGCCCCAAAUCCAGGUGCGUCUGGGAGAACACAACAUCGCAGUUGUUGAGGGUGGUGAGCAAUUCAUCAAUUCAGCCAAGGUCAUCCCCCACCCCAGAUACAAUGAACAAAACUUUGAUAAUGACAUCAUGCUGAUUAAACUGAGCUCUCCCGCCACCCUCAACUCUCGUGUGUCUACUGUCUCUCUGCCAAAAUCCUGUGCGGAUGCUGACACCCAGUGCCUCAUCUCUGGCUGGGGGAACACCUGGAGUGUUGGGGAAAAUUUUCCUGAUGACCUGCAGUGUCUUCAAGCUCCCAUCCUCUCUGACAGCACUUGCCACGAUGCCUACCCUGGCAGGAUCAGCAGCAACAUGAUCUGUCUGGGCUACAUGCAGGGUAGAAAGGACGCUUGCCAGGGUGACUCUGGUGGCCCUGUGGUCUGCAACAGAGAGCUCCAGGGCAUUGUCUCCUGGGGUAUUGGCUGUGCUCAAAAAGGCAAACCUGGUGUCUACACCAAGGUCUGCAACUAUGUAAGCUGGAUUCAGGAGACCAUUGAUGCCAACUAAGCAUGUAAGCAUAUGUACUGCUCUAUGCACCAUUCUCUUGGACAAUUUCACUUCCAGCGAUGCCUGAAACAGUAUCUAAAAUAAAAAUGUA
Lontra canadensis (Northern American river otter) is the source of this 852-nucleotide messenger RNA. RefSeq names its product cationic trypsin-like. The record is from RefSeq and is a predicted model, not a curated record. Gene Ontology annotation, biological process: proteolysis. Lineage: Eukaryota; Metazoa; Chordata; Mammalia; Carnivora; Mustelidae. The transcript is spliced from 5 exons. The coding region runs from base 21 to 761 and encodes 246 amino acids. Gene Ontology annotation, molecular function: serine-type endopeptidase activity.